Messenger RNA from Equus quagga, 2851 nucleotides. RefSeq names its product ovo like transcriptional repressor 1 (gene OVOL1). The coding region runs from base 251 to 1054 and encodes 267 amino acids. NCBI's taxonomy places the organism in Eukaryota, Metazoa, Chordata, Mammalia, Perissodactyla, Equidae. Gene Ontology annotation, biological process: regulation of transcription by RNA polymerase II; epidermal cell differentiation. Gene Ontology annotation, cellular component: nucleus. The record is from RefSeq and is a predicted model, not a curated record. Gene Ontology annotation, molecular function: RNA polymerase II cis-regulatory region sequence-specific DNA binding; DNA-binding transcription factor activity, RNA polymerase II-specific. The transcript is spliced from 4 exons.
CUGCCGCUUCGCCCGCCGCCCGCUGCACCUGGCUGCGAGGGACCUCGUCCGGACGGAGGACGGCGACAGCGCCGCGGAGUUGGAAACGGCGCACGCCGUCCCGGGCACGGUCUCUCUGCGGAACGUGGGGGCGCUUUGGAGGCUCCUUCCCUGAGUUGCCCCCGCCCGCCUCCAGCCCGGCCCGGGAAAGUGGGACGGCUCCCGGCUCUAGGGACAGAAGCAGACGGUGCCAGCCGAGGAGGGUUCGAAAAUGCCCCGCGCGUUUCUCGUGAAGAAGCCGUGCGUCUCCACGUGCAAGAGGAACUGGAGCGAGCUCCCAGACGAGGAGCGCGGCGAGAUCUACGUGCCAGUCAGCCUGGGCUUCUGCCCACCACAGCCCUACCAGGAGCCAGAGCCAUCGGUGGCUGAACCCCCUUCUUGCCCCCUGGCUUUGGACAUGAGCCUUCGGGACUCCAGCUACAGUGUGGUCCCUGGGCCCUGCGUGGUGGCCCAGCUUCCCUCUGAAGACAUGGGCCGCUUGGCAGACCCCCAGAGCAGAGACCAUGGCUUCCUGCGCACCAAAAUGAAGGUGACCCUGGGGGACAGUCCCAGUGGAGACCUCUUCACCUGCCACAUCUGCCAGAAGGCAUUCACCUACCAGCGAAUGCUGAAUCGCCACAUGAAGUGUCACAAUGAUGUCAAGAGGCACCUCUGCACCUACUGUGGGAAGGGCUUCAAUGACACCUUCGACCUGAAGAGACACGUCCGCACCCACACGGGCGUGCGGCCCUACAAAUGCAGCCUGUGUGACAAGGCCUUCACGCAGCGCUGCUCUCUGGAGUCUCAUCUCAAGAAGAUCCACGGCGUGCAGCAGAAGUACGCAUACAAGGAGCGGCGGGCCAAGCUAUACGUGUGCGAGGAGUGUGGCUGCACGUCUGAGAGCCAGGAGGGCCACGUCCUGCACCUGAAGGAGCACCACCCCGACAGCCCGCUGCUGCGCAAGACCUCUAAGAAGGUGGCCGUGGCCCUGCAGAACACCGUCACCUCCCUGCUACAGAGCAACCACCACCUCUGAGUGGCCCCACCCGGCCUGUGCAGGCCCCGAGCCGGCUGGGGGUCACCUGCCGGCUGCCUGGCCAGUCCACCCUCCUCUGCCUCCUGCCGGCACACUGGUGAUCAGGACUGGAGUCCCCGGGUGCAUGUGCUUGCUCCGGCCCUGCCCUGACCUCUGCUCACAUUGGCGUUUUUGUCCUAUGAGCAGAGGCCGCUUAGAGCCUGGGCAGGCGUGUGCGAGGGUGUGGCGGAGGGGAGCCCAGGCUGCCUUCCAUUUGAAGCAGCAUACCGACGAGACAGGACAUCUUACCAGAGGAGGUAUGUGAGGGUGACCCUGUUGCCUGCCGCCUCUGGAGCGCAGGGCUGGAGGCUGCAGGUCCCCGUGGCUGUGGCCGGCAGAGUCAGGAGUACUGCAGAGAGCACCCUGCAAACAACAGCGGUGGGGGAGCUGGUGGCUGCCUGCCUGGCAGUGUUUCUAAUGCCCAGGGCUGCGGGGGGCUCUGCCUUUCAGACAGGGAGAUGCACAGCUGUAGACGUGUGCACACACACACACACACACACAGGAGGCCUUUCCACGUAUCAUCUCAUUCUUAAGAAAUCACUACAAGGUGCCAACAAGGUUUUAUUUCCUUUUUUUAACGAUAACAAAUGUACAGAUAUUAAUAUAUUUUUGGUGCCGAUGGCAUAAGUAUUUUUAAGCGAGGAUGGAGCUGGCUUUUCUCCCUCCCAUGCAAUUCUAUUUAUCCUGGACAUUUCACACCUCCUCUGUGCCUUGGUUCUGCGGUGGCUGCGCUGGCCCCCGCCAUCCUUUGUACCUCCUGAGAUGUUUAACCUAAGACCUUCCUCCGGCCCGGCCUGGAGGAUGCACUGUGCUUUCUGUCCUUCCCCGUCUGCUGGGACAGCACCUCCUGUCUUCUGUUCUUCCCUCCCCUGUGGCUCUGCCUCCCUCCCACAUCCUUCCAAGGCAAGCUUCUCAGGGUUACCGGGAGCCUCCUUGUCUCCUGAUAACGGACCUUUUGUGGAAUAACUCACCCUUCCGGAAGUCGAGGGUUUGUCCAGCUGCGGCUUCAGGGGUGAGCCAGGUGGGAUGAUGAGUCUGACACACCGAGUCCACGGCCUGAAAUGCUGGGAAGAGCCGGGCCAGGCUGCAGGACUGCUCUCUUCCUGGUGGAGUCAGAAACCCUGGGACUGCAGCAAAAAAUUGGAACAGAAUAAUAACCAGACACAUCAGAAACCUCGAGAGGGAGGACAGUGUUAGAUGAUUAACAAGUUCUAUUUGUAGCCUUUUUUCUGACUGUUUUUCAAAUGAGUAGGCUGGGUCUCGAGCACCUAAGGCUCCAUCUGAGGGACUUGGCCAGGCUCCCUUGGCAUGGCUGGGUUUCCUGCUAAUAACAGGUGUGGGUCACAGGGAGACACGGGCAGGGGUUGGAGCCAGCCUGCUGAAAAAUGAGAAGGCAAACUCGAAAGAGGUCCAUGACCCAGUGGGCUGAAGCCAAACCCCAGCAGAACCGGCCUUGGCCUCUCGUGCUUGGAAGGAGCAGCGUCCGCACAGCCCUGGGCUGAGGGGAAGGCGCCUCUCUGACUUCCCUGAAUGUGGACAGAUUGUUCUGGAAGACUCUUGUUCAUUUUACUUUAGAGUGUGGGGGAGCUGCUGUAUUCUGGAAGUUAUAUAGUAUAAAAUAACACUAUCUGGAAACUCUGUUUUGUUUACAUUUCCGUAUCCCUGUGUUCUUUGCUGAUCUGAGGGAGUCACAAGGCUCUGUGUUGUCUGUUUUAUUUUAUAACUUUCCCCGCAACUAUUAAAAUCAAAGAACUAUCA